GUAAUGUGUUAUGGACUGAUCAGAUCGUCCAGGGAAUAGGAUGAAGACGCUUGAAACUGCUUAAAUACGACCCUUCGUCGUUGCAGAGACCCAGCUGAACUUCGGAACUACUCUACACACUGCAUACCUGUUGAAUUUCUAUAUUUCCUAAAUGUCUAACCCUCGAGUUUGGUUCAUAACCGGUGCCUCUUCCGGGUUCGGGAGGGAAAUGACCGAGCUUGUGCUCAAGAAGGGAGAGAUUGCGGUUGCCACUGCGAGGAAGCCUGAAACACUCGACUACCUCAAGGCCAAGUACCCCCAAAGUCAGCUUCUGACCCUUAAGCUCGACGUCAGCAAGGCCCAGGAAAUCAAAGAGGCAUUCGCGAAGGUGAAGAAAGUAUUUGGAAGACUCGACGUCGUCUUCAACAAUGCAGCCUGGGGCGUCAUGGGAGAGGUUGAAGGAACUCCCGAGGACGUAGCUCGCACGAUGUUUGACACCGACUUCUGGGGAGCCUCUAACGUUAGUCUAGAGGCCGUGAAGUUCUUUAGGGAGGUGAACAAGCCGGUCGGAGGAAGGCUGAUCGUAACCUCCUCGGAGGCCGGCCUUCAUGCGAUCCCAGGCAUCGGAUUCUAUGCUGCCUCGAAGCAUGCUCUAGAAGGUGUAACUAAGGCACUCGCACAAGAGCUCAAUCCAGAAUGGAACAUCAAGGUUACCAUUCUCGAACCCGGAGGGUUCCGCACCAAGGGAGUCCCAAAGCUAGUCGAUCUGACUUAUAAACAUCCCGCAUACACGAAAUCAACUCUUCCCAGUGUUGCAAUGGUUGCGUACCUCAGCAAUGGAGAGCCACAGGGUGCCGAUACCUCUAAGGCAGUACAGAGGAUCCACGAUUUGUCUGUUGAGCCCGAACCUUCCCUUAGGUUCCCCCUCGGCAAGGAUUCGGUUGAGAUGGCUAGAGGGGAGGCGGAGAGCAUCUUAAAGGAUGCUGCCAGAUAUGAAUCAUGGUCCGAGGGCUUAGAAUUCGACUAAUAGAUGGUCACUUGCCUAGAAUCAGCCGACAAACACCCGCUUCAACAACUUCACCAUUUUAUCGUUACUCUAGGUUCGAGGCAUUCCGCUGAACUCCAGAGUCGUUUCAGCAUCAAUGUAUAGCUUUAUUUGUGCAAUCCGUCCAUCCUCUGCAAAGUGCUUCUGCGCGGGACUCAAACUAUAGACGUGAAUCAAUGACGAAAGUGGAUAGUUUUGAAUAUCAAUC
Somion occarium is the source of this 1232-nucleotide messenger RNA. NCBI's taxonomy places the organism in Eukaryota, Fungi, Basidiomycota, Agaricomycetes, Polyporales, Cerrenaceae. The record is from the annotation of a GenBank genome assembly.